GAUUUGGAUUCGAUCGAUUUUCCGUCUGCUGGUGUCCGCUGCUACUGCUGCUGAUGGUGCUUCGAAAGCUCUAUUCCGUCAUUAAGUAAAGUGAACGCUGCACAAGUGGAAGUGAAAAUUUUCUUCACCAAGUCCGGAUUAGUAAUUUGUUUGCGAAAAGCUCUAAGCUACACUCUUCCAACCAACAAUGGCCCGUACUAAGCAGACCGCCCGUAAAUCCACCGGAGGUAAGGCUCCCCGUAAGCAGCUGGCCACCAAGGCCGCCCGUAAGAGCGCCCCAUCGACCGGAGGCGUCAAGAAGCCCCAUCGUUACCGCCCGGGUACGGUCGCCCUGCGAGAAAUUCGUCGGUACCAGAAGUCCACCGAACUGCUGAUCCGCAAGCUGCCCUUCCAGCGGUUGGUGCGUGAAAUUGCCCAGGAUUUCAAGACCGAUCUCCGUUUCCAGUCGGCGGCCAUCGGUGCACUGCAGGAAGCCAGUGAAGCCUACCUGGUAGGUCUCUUUGAAGACACCAACUUGUGCGCCAUCCAUGCUAAGCGUGUCACAAUUAUGCCUAAGGACAUCCAGCUGGCUCGCCGUAUCCGAGGCGAACGUGCUUAAGCAGCAGGCAUCUUUUGCUACUAAUACUACUAUAAUAACUGUAAUGAUCAACAUCUCCCCCUCUCCUUCGAUAUAUGGUAUAAAAUAAACCUGUAUUUAAUGUCCAGAAACACGAAAAUCACAUCAAAUGCAUUAUUGAAACCAACCAACAGAAAAAAAACAACACUUUCACAUGAACUUCAAACAAAGAAUCCGGAUGGUGGAAAUAACGAUGUCUACAAAGAGUACAUUUUUUAAAUAGUAGUUCGCGUUUUUGUUUUAUUUUUGUUCAACUUUUACCACGUAAAAUGAGAAAUUUAACGAAAUGAAACUGAUUUGUAGAUUUAGUUUACGCAUAAAUGUGAAAGUAUAAAAAAAAUAUUACAAAAGUAGAGUUUUAAGGUAGAUUGUAAGGAAACUGUGUGAAGGAACAAAACGCAAUCAAUGUUUUUUGGACUCUUCCGAUCAUUCGAAUUCAGCUCGUAUGAAUCCUUAACAACCAUUCAGAAGCACACUCAAAACGGAAUAAGUUUAGAAAGUAGCUCAAAACAGAAAUGACUCAUUUCGUCCGACCUACGUUUCAAUGUACUAAAACCAAUUUCCGAGAAAAAGAAAGACAAUGCAAUUGAUUUCUAUUUAUGAUGAAAAAAAAUAAAGAAACGAUGGGUACACUAAACUCAUGAAAUUUAUAGGUUUUGUUUCUCCCAUACGUAUAUAAUCAAAAUAUAGUUUUAUUUAACCAAAAUUUACGCAACAUUUGCAAUUAACACAAACACUUUUAUUCUAUACGGAGGAAAUUUGCAAUUUGUCUUGAAUGGAAGGUACUACAGAAGUUCAAUAAAUGGAACACGUCUAAAUUAA
Molecule: messenger RNA, 1438 nt
Organism: Aedes albopictus (Asian tiger mosquito)
Lineage: Eukaryota; Metazoa; Arthropoda; Insecta; Diptera; Culicidae
Product: histone H3.3A
Exons: 3
Coding region: 188-598 (136 amino acids)
Cellular component (GO): nucleus; nucleosome
Molecular function (GO): structural constituent of chromatin; DNA binding; protein heterodimerization activity
Source: RefSeq, a predicted model, not a curated record